GAACACAUCUAGUGAAAUGAUAUGUAUUUGUUAUCUAAAACAAUCUAAUGCAGUUAUGAACAAACAAACAUGAUCAUAACUGUAAAUAUGACUAAAUAAUUAUCUAUAACAACGCAAGUUGUCAACAAACUGGUUUUAUUUGAAACUACAUUUGUAGUGUUGUGAUAUCCGGUGUCGGUGUUGUUAGGUCAACAAAUCUCACAAAAUCAUGCAAAAUGAGGAGAAAGUCUGAAGUUUGCCCCGUUUCAAACCCUAAAAUCUACUUGUGCAUUGGCUUGUUAUCAUUGUCAACGUUAUGUGACGGGAAUGUGUUCUUAUUCAAGAGGGGCUGGGGACUAUAUGAUAAGAAAUAUGGGUCAUUUCCAGAGAAAGAAAGGCUCAAAAUGAAGGAUCUUGCCCGCAAUAUGUUUCACUUUGGUUAUGACAACUACAUGAAACAUGCCUUUCCUCAGGACGAAUUGAACCCAAUUUACUGCUCUGGCAGGGGCCCAGAUCAUGCUAAUCCAUCCAACAUCAACAUCAAUGAUGUCCUUGGUGACUAUGCACUCACUCUCAUUGAUUCACUGGACACAUUAGCAAUAAUGGGCAAUGGUACUGAAUUCAAGAGAGCUGUCCAACUUGUGAUAGACCAUGUCUCCUUUGAUAAGUCAAACACAGUUCAAGUAUUUGAGGCUACAAUACGGGUUCUUGGUGCCUUACUCUCGGCUCACCUCAUCAUCACAGAUUCCCAGCAGCCAUUUGGCGACAUGGUGCCCGAGGACUACGACAAUGAACUGCUGAGUUUAGCUCAUGACCUUGCUGUUAGGCUGAUGCCAGCAUUUGAAAAUACUGCCACGGGAAUUCCAUUCCCUAGGGUGAAUUUAAAGUGGGGUGUACCAUUGGACUGCCUUAACGAGACUUGUACCGCUGGUGCUGGGACACUUAUGCUGGAGUUUGGUCUACUAAGCUUCUUAUUGAAUGACCCAACCUAUGCUUCAAUGGCCAAGAGAGCACUCGAGGCGGUCUGGAAGUUCAAGUCAAAUGUAACUGGACUUGUUGGUAACGUGAUAAAUAUCCAGACAGGACAGUGGGUGGGACAGAUGAGUGGGCUUGGAGCUGGGCUCGAUUCCUUCUAUGAAUAUAUGCUGAAGGCAUACAUUAUGUUUGGUGAUGAAUCAUUCCUUAAAAAGUUCAAUGAAUCUUACGAAUCCAUCAAGUACCAUCUUCGUCGUGGGCGGAUUCAUUGUAACCAGGGGAUGGGUCAUCCUCCAAUCUAUGUUAAUGUCCACAUGAUGAAUGGAGAAACAGCCAACAACUGGAUCGAUGCGCUACAGGCUGCUUGGCCAGCAGUGCAGGUUUUAAAUGGAGAUGUAGAAGAGGCUAUCUGUACUCAUGCACUUUACUACACAAUAUGGAAGAAAUACGGGGCACUUCCAGAAAGAUUCAAUUGGCAUUUAAAGGCACCAGAUGUUUCAUUUUAUCCAUUGAGGCCAGAGCUGGUGGAAUCAACAUAUCUUUUGUACCAAGCCACUAAGAAUCCAUUCUAUUUACAUGUGGGGAAGGACAUCUUGUUUAGUCUUGAGAAACAUGCUAGGGCAAUAUGUGGCUAUGCAACUAUUCAUGAUGUUGCGAAGAAAGACCAUGAAGACAGAAUGGAGAGCUUCUUUCUGAGUGAAACUGUGAAAUAUCUCUACUUGUUAUUUGAUCAAGACAAUUUUCUCAACAAGAACGAAAUGAAAUAUAUAUUCACCACAGAGGGCCAUAUCCUUCCCAUGAAUCCUCAGCUCCGCGAUUCGGGAUCUUACCGGUACAAUUCGACGAAAAAGCGUGGCAAGUCCAAGGCAGGCUCUAGUAGAAUUCGACAUGCUUAUAGCAAUCAGAAAGGAACAUGUCCAAAUACAUUACCGUUCAGGGAUCCGGAGGAAAAAUAUAGAACAGGAAAAUGUGAUAAACUCCUGAAAGACAAAGAGUUUUUCCUGCCCUUGAAGAGCCAAUACCUGGAGCAGAUGGCAGCCAUUGUAGGUUACGUGGAGAACAGCUGACCAAGGCCAAUGAUCAAUACAAACGUCUUCCAAACAAUACCAAAGUCUUUCGUAUUGAAAGAGAGCAAUAUUCAUAGUGCCAGUUUAGAUAACAUUCUUAUUGUUUGAGAUCAAAGUGAUUUGACAUAGUGUUAUAGUGAACUUGGUGGUGCUCGAUAGAGUUGAAGUCGGUGCUGGUGGAGAGGGCGCGCUUUGACUGAGGACUGAAGUUCAGAUGAUCUGGGGUUGGGGGUUAUUGGAACUGUCAUGACUACAGUUUGAAUGCAACUUACCAAAUAUACACAAACUGACCACUUUACUUUGCUCAGAUAAAGGUUGUGCCGUUGUCUGUGAUAAUAACACAUAUGUACAUAAAAUCUUCCAAACUUUGUAACUUGAAAUGAAUCACAUGCAAAUAUUUAUCUUAUUGAUGUUGUUGUUGUGAUUAUUCACUAAUGAUUGCACUCUGUAUGAACUUGUCAUCAAGAUUGACUGUACUACAGGGAAGAGUAUUGUCAUGACUGUACAUAACAUUGUAUACAUCAAAAGUCUAUUAAAGGUGCAUGGAUAAAUCAUUCUAUUUUGUGUGAAGGAUGUUUUAUACUACAUGUAGAAGCAUGAGAGAAUCACAGAUCACUAUCAUUGUUUCUGUUGACCAAAUAAAGGUUAAUGAUAUUGUUAA
Messenger RNA from Lineus longissimus, 2682 nucleotides. Its product is annotated as ER degradation-enhancing alpha-mannosidase-like protein 1. Gene Ontology annotation, molecular function: calcium ion binding; mannosyl-oligosaccharide 1,2-alpha-mannosidase activity. Gene Ontology annotation, cellular component: membrane; endoplasmic reticulum. The transcript is spliced from 11 exons. Gene Ontology annotation, biological process: carbohydrate metabolic process; mannose trimming involved in glycoprotein ERAD pathway; endoplasmic reticulum mannose trimming. Lineage: Eukaryota; Metazoa; Nemertea; Pilidiophora; Heteronemertea; Lineidae. The coding region runs from base 216 to 2021 and encodes 601 amino acids. The record is from RefSeq and is a predicted model, not a curated record.